AUGAAUGCACAGAAGGCACGCGUUGCAUGUAUGUCAAAUAAGUUUAAAAACAUAAGAGAAAUAGGUGAGGAUACAUAUCAAGUGAUGCUUAAAGAUAGAUUUUAUAGAUGUGAUACAUGUUUACAAGAGGCAUUCUUCACUUUAGAUAAUGCUAAAUACUGGUAUUUGGUUUUCAUUUAUGAUUUUAUGUAUAAAUGCAUGAAUGUUAAUCGUUUUCAUUUCAUUGAAGGUGAUACUGAUUCAUCUUAUUGGGCUAUUGCUGGCGAUCCAAGUCUUCCUAACACUCAAGCAUUUCAAGCAAUUGUUACUGAUAAACAAUUUUAUGAUAAAAACAUUUUCAAAUUCGCACCUUUUGAUUUCUUCUGUUUUGAUGAGAAAUUUAAACCUAAAUUAAAGAAUAAAGCUGAAGAAAAAGCACAUGAGAAAAAAUUAUUGGGUUUAGCAAUUGAGAAACAAGGUGAUAACAUGGUUGCUUUAUGCCCUAAGUGUUAUACAUCAUUCAACGGUUCAAUUGAUGGAAGUGAUUUUAAAAAGAUUGCACAAAAAAUGAAAGGUGUUAGUUUACGACAAAAUAAACAAUUAACACCUAAAAAUUAUUUGGAUAUAAUAAAUGAUAAAGUUAUUUCGAUGGUCAGAAUAUUAAUUUACAACUUAAAAACGGGUCAAUGA
Messenger RNA from Trichomonas vaginalis G3, 669 nucleotides. RefSeq lists its product as uncharacterized. The record is from RefSeq and is a predicted model, not a curated record. Bases 1 to 669 code for a protein of 222 amino acids. Lineage: Eukaryota; Parabasalia; Trichomonadida; Trichomonadidae. The transcript has a single exon.